CUCCCUUCGAAUACUCCCCCUCUGCCCCUCCUAUUUCCAUAUCAUAUUUGCGUGCUCCCUCGAAAGCGCCACGCCACCUCUCUCCCUUUCCAUACACCCCCCCGUUUUCCCCGCUCCGCUCUCCAUCGUAAGCCGGCCUGAUCCAGGCUCACACUUGCCGAGUACAUCCCAACUAUGGCAUCCUCAAUGAAGAGGAUUAAGCAGGAUGUCCUAAAGCUCAUGAUGACCGACUAUGAGGUCACUCUUGCCAAUGACAACCUCCGAGACAUGACCGUCAAAUUCCAUGGACCCAAGGACACUCCCUUUGCCGGAGGCGUGUGGAUGGUGCAUGUUCACUUGCCGGACACCUAUCCCUACAAGUCCCCGUCGAUCGGCUUCCGGAAUCGCAUCUUCCAUCCGAACAUUGACGAGCGGUCGGGAUCUGUCUGCCUGGACGUCAUCAACCAGGCAUGGUCGCCGAUGUUUGACAUGGUCAAUAUCUUCGAUGUUUUUCUGCCCCAGCUUCUCACAUACCCGAACCCCUCGGAUCCCCUCAACGGCGAGGCUGCCUCGCUGCUGAUGAACGAUCCGGAGGGCUUCGAAAAGAGGGUGAAGGAACACGUCCAGCGCCAUGCUACCCCGGAGAUUGUGGCCUCUUUGACCGACCGCGACGGCAGCCGGACAGUCUCCAAGAGCACUCCCCUGUCAAUGCCCCCCAAGGCCCCCGUUGUGCCAGGGGCCUCUGUCUGUGAUGGCGGUCCAGCCACCCCCCCGGCCCCUUUGGUAGAUGAGUGUGAUGAGGAAUACGACCUGGAGCCGCUCGAUGCUCUGAGCGACACCGGAUCUGACGCCCUGGAUCUGGACCUGGAUGAUUUGGACUCGAUGGAUGGCAUCGACCUUGACCUUGCGGAAUAAUCUCGACCAACAACUGUAAUUCAAUCUCUCUCUCCCCCCCCCCCCCCACCUCUCU
Molecule: messenger RNA, 949 nt
Organism: Fonticula alba
Lineage: Eukaryota; Rotosphaerida; Fonticulaceae
Product: ubiquitin-conjugating enzyme E2 H
Exons: 8
Coding region: 175-894 (239 amino acids)
Biological process (GO): ubiquitin-dependent protein catabolic process; protein polyubiquitination
Cellular component (GO): nucleus
Molecular function (GO): ubiquitin conjugating enzyme activity
Source: RefSeq, a predicted model, not a curated record